Betta splendens (Siamese fighting fish) is the source of this 6123-nucleotide messenger RNA. RefSeq names its product tubulin, gamma complex associated protein 6 (gene tubgcp6). Gene Ontology annotation, cellular component: equatorial microtubule organizing center; centrosome; spindle pole. The coding region runs from base 354 to 5819 and encodes 1821 amino acids. The transcript is spliced from 25 exons. The record is from RefSeq and is a predicted model, not a curated record. Gene Ontology annotation, biological process: microtubule nucleation; spindle assembly; cytoplasmic microtubule organization. Lineage: Eukaryota; Metazoa; Chordata; Actinopteri; Anabantiformes; Osphronemidae. Gene Ontology annotation, molecular function: microtubule minus-end binding; gamma-tubulin binding.
CUUAUUUUGUCCCGUACCCGCGGCAGAUGAUGGAGUAUGAGUGAAGCUAGCUUGCAAAGAGCGACAACAUACUUGCAGCAUUUUAUCUGGCAUCUCAAUAUGUUAGAACAAAAAGCGACGGAAUAAUAAAGGCACCUUAAAGCCAUUUAGAUGAUGAACAUACUUCGUUUUGCGUGCUAGUCAUAUGAACUGUGCUGAAAUAUUUAUGUAGUCAGGGCGAGCUAGCUUGUAGGAGCUAAUAACAAACUUUAGCAUGCACGCGAUACAAGCAUUCAGAGAAGCUGCAAGACUGAAACUCCCAGUGGAAACAAGCGAUAAUACAACAACGAGGGGGCUGAGGCAACAGUGACACCAUGUACCCUUGUUCGUAUAACCCCACGAAGCCUAGCUGCAACAGCAGCAGCAUCACUGAGCUGCUGGGUGCCCUGUGUGACUGCAGCCUCUCUGGGGUGUCGUGGAAGCGUCGUGCUCUUGGAGGAGUCUCAAGAGAAGGUUUCCGCAGAGCUCUUAGGAGGCGCGCAUAUGGCGCUCUGCUAUCCAGGCUGUUUCAAGAUGGAACCAAAGCGGCUGCCUCAGGACUAUGUGCAACAGCUAAUACACCUCCCAGGAAUAAAGUGCUGAUGAUUUGUUUUGACCUGAGGGUGGCAGGGUGCAGGGAGGAAGCAGAGAGUUUAGAAGAACAGCUGGAGAGGUUGCCUGAGGGAGCAUCCUCUGGUCUGAAGGAAGUAGAUGCAGUCCUUGAGCUCCUGGUGCACCUAGCUGGUUCAGCACCGCCACCUCCUACCUCCUUUAGCAUGGACUACAUGAGGCGAGAGCGGCCUGUGUUGCGAAGACCUCAGCCCUGGAGCUAUCAGAGUGAAGAACUGCAGAGGCUAGAAGCCAAUGCAUGGGGGUUAGUGUGUGGGCAAGAAUGGGGGACUUUGGAAAGCUUGUAUGGAUCUCAGAGACUGAUGGAUGCCCCUCCAGGUACGGGGCUACUGGCUCUGCGGAUUAAAUUGGAAACUGAAGAAAGGUUUGAGAAGGAGACCAGAAUGACACUGUUCGGAGCAUUGCAGCACACACGCACUUCAGACAUAGACAUAAGAUUGGACCUGCCUCCUGUUCCCAGUAAUAUUGAUGUAACUGGGCUGGCCAUUAGGGUACCCCCUUGUAUAGAUCAGUCGGAGGAUGAAGGCUUCCAGUCGGCGUCUAACCUGACCCCAGACUCUCAGUCAGAGCCCAGCCCCAUUCCAGACAUUGACAUAUGGGAAGCUGUCCGCACAUUUGAACCGGGAAGGCGCCGCUGUUGGGAAUCUGUUGGUUGCCCACCAGGGAAAAGGGAGUCUCUCUAUCUAACAGAAGGAGGCAGAGAGGCCUUUGACCAGCUUUAUCGUUUAUUGGAGGGGGAGAUGAGAGUGAUGAGCAGUAGCACACCCUCUCCUAUCCUUUUGCUUCCCUUGGACUCUCAGACACAGCUCGUAUCUGACCUCCUCAACAUGCUGAUUGGAGUAGCGUCCACAACCUUCCCUCUUGAUCAGAGUGUCCAGUUUGAUGUCAGACCUGGUGUGUGUGUGUCAGGAGCCUCCCCAGAGAGCGUGUCUCGUCUCCUGGGAGAGCUGGCCCAGUAUGGUACAUACUACCUGAGGCUUAGUCGCUUCUCUCUGCAGAGUCCUGACAAGAAAGGAUUAGUCUUUCAGGCUUUCACUGGGGGCCUGCGGAAGUACCUGCACUACUACAGGGCAUGUGUUCUGAGCACUCCACCCACCCUCAGCCUGCUGACUGUUGGCUUCCUCUUUCGCAAAGUUGGCCGCCAGCUCAGGUACCUGUCAGAACUGUGCUGUGUACAUGGGCCUUUGGGUGCAGGCCAGACUACCUUCCCUGUGGGCGUUAAACUGCUAUCCUACCUGUACAAUGAAGCACAGAGUAACUGCAGCAAUGAGAACUACCCAGUCCUGCUGUCGCUACUGAAGAGCAGCUGUGAACCAUACACACGGUUUGUGUCUGACUGGGUGUACAGCGGCGUGUUUCGAGAUGUUUAUGGAGAAUUCAUGAUCCAGGUCAAUGAAGAGUUCCUUAGCUUCAGAGAUAAACACUUCUGGAUUCAGGGCUACACUUUGAUCUCUAAGGAUGUGGAGGAUUGUGUUCCCAUCUUCCUGAGACACAUCGCCAAUGACGUUUACGUCUGUGGGAAGACCAUCAACCUCCUCAAGAUCUGUUGCCCACAGCACUACAUCUGCUGGUCUGAGCUGCCCAUGCCUCGCAUCGCUGUCACCUUCUCCCUGCAGGAGGUGGAGGAGAUUGAGAGAGACUGCGCUGUAUAUCGUGGACGGCUGGAGAGAAUCGCUAAAUACAGCGCCGUCAGCAGGGAGGAGCAAGCCCUGCGAACAGAGAGGGCACGCCAGGAGCUGAUCAAUCAGGUCAGGGAGUCGGCAGCCAAAACUCUGGAGAGCAUCCGCGGGCGCCAGGUGUCACAGCGUCUGGCUGAGGAGGCCAAGAAGAGGGAGCGGUUUGAGGAGCUGAAACAACACCUGGAGCAGGAGCAAGAGUGGCGAAAUGCAGCCAAGAAGAAACAGGAGGAAGAUGACUUUAGCUUUGCCAGAGAACUGAGAGACAGAGAAAAGAGGCUACAAGCCCUGGAGGAGCAGCUGGAGCAGAGAGCCAGGAAGGAACUUAUUGCUCAGUACAGCCGUCUGUCGGAGGAAGCAGCCUGCCGAGAGCGGCGGGCGCUGUGGAGGGUGCAGCGAAUGAGACUGGAUGCAGCCCGCGCUCAGUUCUUUGAGCAUGACAGGGAGCAGAUUCAGGCAAUACUGGAGAACUACCCGUUGGGCCGGAUGAGACCUCCUGCCGAAGUGUUGCCACCUGUUCCCUCAGUGCAACAGACUGAACCACGACCCACACCGGAGUGUCUCAGGCAGGAGCCGUCUGAACAACAGCCUUCUGACACUCAUAAAUCCCUGAUGCUGUCACCACCUGACCCAUCUUUCCCCACUGACGCCCCCCUGACAUUGGAUCCUGCUCUCAUCUCUGAGAGCAUUGAUAUAAAUGAUUUUCUCCCCAAAUCUCCAGACCCUGGUGGUCAGCUGGUGGACACAGCCCUACAGGAGAUUGGCUCUGACCUACCUGAAGCCUGCCCUACAGCCCAACUGGUUGACUAUGACUUCAGUGCCCCCUUUAGUCCACUUGAGGGUAUCGCCGGCCAAUCGUCAGUGCAGCCGCGGCCUCGCUGGGCAGCUGCAUUUCACCCUGACUUAAUUCAAAGCCACCCCUCUUUCUCUCAAAUCCCCAUCGGGGAAAAUAUGUCUCAAGUCCAGGAGAGCAUCCCAAACGCCAGCCCCUUUGGCCAUGCAUCCAAAUCCAGCUUUACACCAGGGCAGUACACCCCAGAGGAGCCCCAGAGCACAUCUAAAGCCAGUGUUUACGGACCGUCCUCUCAAGCCUCAGUGCAGCCAGUCAAUGGGAGCUCAAACACAGACCACACUGAAGAACGUGAUGCAUCUAUGCCAGAAGAGCAGACUGAAAGGAGGAUUUCAGAGAGUAAAUCUAUUGACCCUACUAAUGAAGACGGCCUUGCCGAUACUGUGCUUUGUAGUACACAAGGGCAAGGUCUUGAUGACAAUAAAGCAGUGACCGACUUUGGUCUGGUUAAACCCCUUCAGGCAGGGACUCCAGAUCACACGUCAGAUGCUCGACCUUCACCCAGCCUCCACGGACAUUCCUCUGAUGCCCACAUAAAGCUGGGACAGUUCGUACCAGAGGUAACUGUUCCUCUGCCAUCACCCAGUAUUCACGGCCACGCUUCAGAUUCUCACAUUAGCACUGGAGGUCAUGUUUCAGAGGUUGAUGCUCCUCUCCCUUCCCCCAGUGUUUAUGGUCACUCUUCUGAUGCUCACAUUAAAGUUGGGGAAAACGUUUCGGAAUUUGUCGCUCCUCUUCCAACUCCGAACAUCCACGGCCAUGCAUCGGACGCCCACAUCAAGGUUGGGGAGCUUGUGUCGGACGUAGUCACACCACUUCCCACUCCCAGCAUCCACGGUCACUCAUCUGACGCGAACAUUAAAGUGGGCGAGUUUGUGUCGGACGUAGCUGAAGCAAGGCCUCGCUGGAGUAAACACGGGCAUUCCUCCGACAGCACACUGCAGCCAGGCUGCGUGGUUUCUGGAGAUCAACCGGCUCCUUCUCCUUUGCCUGGAAGCUCCCGUGCACAUUCAUCAGACUCAACAUUAGUGAUUGGAUGUGUAGUUACAGGAGACGAACCCAAACGCUCUCCUCUCCCUGGCAGUUCUUAUGGACAUUCAUCAGACUCCAAUUUAGGCAUCGGGUGUGUGGUUUCCAAAACAGAUCCGCUCCGAUCACCACUUCCAGGCAGCGCCUACGGCCACUCCUCGGAUUCAACGCUGGGUGUAGGAUGUGUGGUGCUGGGGACCGAGCCGCAGCUCUCCCAAAUACCAGGCAGAGCUUUUGGCCAUUCAUCAGAUUCUUCACUUGGAACUGGUUGUGUGGUGAAGAGCAAAGAUAAAGAAGAUGAGAAGAAAAAAGAGGCCAUUGAAGAUGAAGGUCCUGGUGAGCACCUGUUGGAGGUCAUGGGGUCGUGUGCAGCCAACUUCAUCAUGUCCCCAGGAGAAAAAUCUGAGAGGGAAUACCUGCUAGCCCUGUCUGCGCAGUAUGAGGUGGAGCACUAUGAAGACUGCUACAACCUGAUGGCCUCUUCCCCUGAGUGUCAGCUCCUGAAACAGGUAACGCGGGGCCCGUGGGGCCUUCCCAUGGACCCUACACUCCGCAGAGCCACUGACACCACCGCCGUCCAACUCAGCGAGAUGGUUUCCCUGCCGGUUCUGAUAAAACACUCCGUCACCGCCCCACUCAUCACACAUGUAUCUUUGGUGAACAAGGCGGUGGUGGACUACUUUUUUGUGGAGCUCGGGGUGGAGAGACACUUCGAGGCGCUGCGCCACUUCCUGCUGAUGGAGGACGGCGAGUUCGCCCAGUCCCUCAGUGAUCUGCUCUUUGAAAAGUUGGCCAGUGGACAGACUCCCGGCGAGCUGCUGACCCCCCUCGUCCUGAACUCCAUCCUCAGCAAAGCCCUGCAGUACAGCUUACACGGAGACACCCCCUUGGCUAGCAACUUCACCUUCGCCCUCCGCUUCCUGCCGGAGAUCUUCCACCCACACGCGCCCGACUCCCUCAACUGUUUAGAGCUGCGCUACAAGGUGGACUGGCCGCUGAAUAUCAUCAUCACGGACAGCUGCAUGAACAAGUACAACCGUCUGUUCUCGUUCCUGCUGCAGCUCAAACACAUGGUGUGGAGCCUCCGUGACGUCUGGUUUCACCUCAAGAGAACAGCACUGGUGAAAGGCGCCGGGCGCUCUGUGCAGUUCCGUCAGCUGCAGCUGUACAGACACGAGAUGCAGCAUUUUGUCAAGGUGAUCCAGGGUUACAUCGCCAACCAGAUCCUGCAGGUGUCCUGGAGCGAGUUCACGGCCAAGCUGGCCACUGCCAGCGACCUGGACGCCAUCCACCGCACACACGCAGACUACCUCAACAGAGCCAUCUUCAGGGGCCUGUUGACUGAAAAAGCAGCGCCGGUCAUGAACAUCAUCCACAGCAUCUUCAGCCUGAUCCUCAAGUUUCGGGCCCAGCUGAUCGCACAGGCCUGGGACAGCCAGCAGGGGGAGGCAGUGCACCCCAGCUUCAUUGCCAUGCAGCAGUCGUACAACACUUUCAAGUAUUAUUCCCACUUCCUUUUCAAAGUGGUGACUAAGCUGGUGAACAGAGGCUACCAGCCUCAUUUAGAGGAUUUCCUUCUCCGCAUCAACUUCAACAAUUACUACAAAGACUCCUGAGCCGUGUGCUGGCGUACAGUAUGUGUAAGCAUGAAUCUUAGUGUUGCAAUGUCACGAAAUGGACUGUACAGUGUUCAUUGGAUAUAAUUCAACAGCGUGAGACAGGUCAGAUAAAUGCAACCUCACCUGUACUGUAUAUAUUAGUGUGUAAGCAAAGUGUGUAAAGUAGGCUUUGUGCUUAUCUGAUGCCUACUGUACCAAAUGUCUCACAUGCUCAAUUGUGCCUAUGAGGGUUAACUGCAUCUGAAUGAAAUUCAUUUGAAGGCAAAAUGUUUUUGUUUAAUAAAUGCUCUAUUGUUCUGUG